Protopterus annectens (West African lungfish) is the source of this 273-nucleotide messenger RNA. RefSeq names its product histone H4 type VIII-like. Gene Ontology annotation, molecular function: protein heterodimerization activity; structural constituent of chromatin; DNA binding. The transcript has a single exon. Gene Ontology annotation, cellular component: nucleosome. Bases 1 to 273 code for a protein of 90 amino acids. Lineage: Eukaryota; Metazoa; Chordata; Ceratodontiformes; Protopteridae. Gene Ontology annotation, biological process: nucleosome assembly. The record is from RefSeq and is a predicted model, not a curated record.
AUGUCUGGUCAUGGUAAAGGAGGAAAGGGCCUCGGUAAAGGUGGUGCUAAAAGACAUCGUAAGGUUUUGCGAGAUAACAUUCAAAGUAUUACAAAGCCCUCUAUUCGCCGCUUGGCUCGUCAAGGUGGUGUCAAGCAUAUUUCAGGGCUUAUUUAUGAGGAGACCCAUGGUGUUUUGAAGGUGUUGUUGGAGAAUGUGAUCCGCGAUGCUGUUACCUACACUGAACACACUAAGAGGAAAACUGUUACAGUAUGGAUGUGGUGUAUGCUCUAA